AUGGCUUCCAAAAAAAACCAUGAUUCUAAGUCCUCUAUGAGGAAGGAAAAAAAGGACAACACACAAGACAAAACAUUGAACACAUAUUUCUCCCCACAACAGCUUAGAGAACAGCAAAAGAAUGUGAAAUACUGCAUGGACGAUACAAGUGUAAGUUUAGAAAGUUUGGAAAUGGAUGCUAGAAAAAACUCAGAUAAAGAAUUGAUUACAACAUCUCAAUUACAGAUAAGUCUGAGAGCCAAUCUGGAAGAAAUAAAAAAGGAUUUGGCCGUCACGGCAGUUGAGAUUAAAACUGAAAUCAAGCAGGAAAUAAAUUUAUUAACUGCGAAGUUGCAGAAAUUUGAGGAUCAAGUAAAUGAAUUGGACUUUUAUGUAAAAAAUGUAAAAGAUGAAUGUGGGAAAUCACACUGCAGGAUUUUUGAUCUUGAACUUAAAUGUAACGAUUUAGAAGACCGUAGCAGACGGAAAAAUCUGCGUUUUAGAAAUUUUGUGGAGGGUGGAAGACAGGAAGAUUUAAAGCAAACCCUGAAAGAUUAUUUCCUGGAUUUGGGCAUCCCAUUCAAUGAACAAGACCAACUAAUAGAACGAUGCCACAGAUUGUUUAAACCUCAAACAAUUUAG
This is a messenger RNA of Pelobates cultripes (western spadefoot toad), 621 nucleotides long. The record is from the annotation of a GenBank genome assembly. NCBI's taxonomy places the organism in Eukaryota, Metazoa, Chordata, Amphibia, Anura, Pelobatidae.